Cucumis melo (muskmelon) is the source of this 2389-nucleotide messenger RNA. Its product is annotated as homeobox-leucine zipper protein GLABRA 2. The record is from RefSeq and is a predicted model, not a curated record. The transcript is spliced from 11 exons. Lineage: Eukaryota; Viridiplantae; Streptophyta; Magnoliopsida; Cucurbitales; Cucurbitaceae. Gene Ontology annotation, molecular function: DNA-binding transcription factor activity, RNA polymerase II-specific; DNA binding; lipid binding. Gene Ontology annotation, biological process: regulation of DNA-templated transcription. Bases 121 to 2337 code for a protein of 738 amino acids.
UAGUUCAUACUCUCUUUCUCUUUUUGUCUCUCUCUCUCUUUCUUUCUUUCUCCGCAAAAUAUCCCUUUUUACUAUUUGUAGAACCAAUUUCAAUUUUAAUCAAUAAUCCCACCGCCAUUCAUGGCCGUUGUCAUGUCCGACAACCAUGCUUCUCGCCGUCUUAAAACCCUUCCUUCUUCUCCGGCUCUCUCCCUCACUCUCGCUGGGGUUUUUGAGAAUGCGGGGCCGAUGGAUGUGGAAGCAGACACGACGGGAAGGAGGGACGAUAGCUGUAGUGAUAACUCUGAGCCGGCGGGAUCGAGGUCGGCGGAGGAUUUGGGAGUCGACCCAGAUGAUGAAGAUGAAGAUAAAUUGCAGGGGAAUACAAAGAAGAGGAAGAAUCGUCAUACUUCGGAGCAAAUCAGAGAAAUGGAAAUGUUGUUUAAAGAAUCACCUCAUCCAGAUGAGAAACAACGGCAACAACUCAGUGAGAAACUUGGUCUUUCAUGUAAACAAAUCAAGUUCUGGUUUCAGAAUCGUAGAACCCAAAUCAAGGCUAUUCACGAGCGUCACGAAAACGCUUUAUUAAAAGGAGAAAUGGAGAAAUUACGAGAGGAAAAUCAAGCGAUGAGAGAAAUGAUAAGUAAAUCUUCUUGCCCUAAAGGUUGUUGUUCUGCUUCAACUAAUUCCCUAGACCCAGUUUUCAACACUUCUGAUCAACAACAACAGCAAUUAGUAACUGAAAUUGCUCGACUCAAAGCUGAGGUGGAGAGAUUAAGAACAGCUCUGGAUAAAUACGCGCCGGCGGAGACAGAGAACAGCAAGGAGGAAGGAGGAAUAGAGAGGGGGAGGAAUUUGGAGAAAUCGAAGAGUAUAUUGGGAUUGGAGAAAGGUAGAGUUAUGUUGAUAGGGAAGAGAGCGAUUGAGGAGGUGGUGAAAAUGGGGGAUUCGGAAGAGCCGCUGUGGGUGAGAAGCGUUGAAACAGGAAGAGAGCUAUUGAAUUACGAUGUGUAUAGGAAGGAAUUGGCGGUAGGAAAUGAGAGAGGGAAGAGAGAAGUGGAAGCGUCGAGAGAAACGGGUGUGGUGUUCGCUGAUCUUCAUCGAUUGGUUCAGAGCUUCAUGGAUGUGGUUCAAUGGAAGGAAAUGUUUCCGUCGAUGAUCUCGAAGGCGUCGACUAUGGAGGUCGUCUUCAAUGGCGACGGUAACAACAGGGAUGGUGCAGUUCAACUGAUGUUUGCUGAGCUCCAAAUGCUGACUCCAACCAUCCCUCCAAGAGAGAUUUUUUUCGUUCGAAGUUGCAAGCAACUAAGCCCCGGUAAGUGGGUCGUUGCUGAUGUCUCCAUCGACAAAGUCGGAGACCAUCUCGACUCAUCUUCCGCCUCUCGUUGUAGGAAACGCCCCUCUGGUUGCAUCAUCCAAGACACAUCUGACGGUCAUUGUAAGGUCACAUGGGUGGAGCAUUGGGAAUGUCACAAGAUUAUUGGACUUCACACCAUAUACCGAACCAUCGUCAAUAGCGGUUUGAUAUUCGGAGCAACGCAUUGGAUGUCCACGCUACAAAUGCAUUGUGAGUGGCAGGUUUUCUUCAUGGCCACCAACGUUCCCAUGAAGGAUUCCACCGGAAUCACCACUGUUGGUGGGAGAAAAAGUGUUCUUCGAUUGGCUCAGAGAAUGACCUCUAGUAUUUAUCAAGCCAUCGGUGCUUCCAGCAGCCAUACAUGGACCAAAGUUCAGAGCAAAAUAGGUGAAACCAUACGGAUUGCUUCCAGGAAGAACUUGAAAAACCCACAUGAACCUACUGGUUUGAUCUUGUGUGCAGUUGCUUCUGUUUGGCUACCUGUUUCCCCUAAAAUCUUGUUCGAAUUCUUGAUCGAUGAAGCUCGCCGUCCCGAGUGGGAUGUGAUGUUAAGUGGCGGUCAAGUAGAAAUGUUAGCAAACUUUGCCAAAGGACAAAAUCGAGGCAAUGCAGUUACUAUCCAAGCAAUAAAAUCAGACGAAAGCAACAAGUGGAUUCUACAAGAUAGUCUAACAAAUGAAUACGAAUCAACGGUUGUCUACGCUGAAGUUGACAUGAACAGUAUGAAGUCUGUAAUGGCCGGGUUCGACUCAGGCAACAUCACGACAUUACCGACAGGGUUCUCAAUACUUCCGGAUGGCCACCCAACAAGGCCAUUGGUUAUCAGUUCUAGCAAAGAAGAGAGGGAAACUGGAGGCUCAUUGCUAACAGUAGCUUCUCAAAUCCUAGUGAGUCCCUCUCCAACAGCCGAAACAACGUCGCAGUCCGUCGAGUAUGUUAACAAUAUUAUAUCACAUACUUUAGAAAAUAUUAAAGCAAGCCUACAAGGUGAAGAUGAUUGAGUAUCAACCUUUAUUAUUUUUAAAAUAUUAAAAUCAACACUUUUUUCUUUUC